AUGCUAAAAUCUACUCACGGGGCAUUUCGUAUUCUUUGUGACACAUACGUUACUGAAGAUACUGGUACCGGCAUUGUUCAUCAGGCUCCUUACUUUGGCGAGGAUGACUAUCGGAUUUGUCUUGCCAAUUCUGUAAUCUCUAAGUCUAUGCCUAUGGUAUGCCCUAUUGACCCAAGUGGGCGUUUCACUUCAGAGGUUCCUGACUUCCAAGGACUCUACGUGAAGGAUGCCGAUAAGGCAAUUAUAAAUCAUUUGAAGAAAAAAAAUCGCUUAAUACUUCAGGCAACCAUCAACCAUAGUUAUCCAUUCUGUUGGCGCUCGGACACUCCACUCAUCUACAAGGCCGUACCAACAUGGUUUAUUCGGGUUGAAGAUAUGGUUGAACGUCUUCUAAUUAAUAAUGAAAAAUCUUACUGGGUGCCUGAUUUCGUUCGGGAAGGUCGUUUUGCCAACUGGCUGCGUAGUGCACGUGAUUGGGCCGUCUCACGAAACCGCUACUGGGGUACCCCGAUUCCAAUCUGGGCUAGUAAAGAUUACGAGGAAUUGGUUUGUGUUGGCUCUAUCGAUGAAUUGCAUCAGCUGAGCGGAGUCCGUGUCAAUGACCUGCACAAAGAUAUGUAA
This is a messenger RNA of Protopolystoma xenopodis, 621 nucleotides long. Lineage: Eukaryota; Metazoa; Platyhelminthes; Monogenea; Polystomatidea; Polystomatidae. The record is from the annotation of a GenBank genome assembly.